AUCUCAUAAGCAACACAAAGCUAGCCAUUCUCAUGCUGUCCUUCCCAACGUCGUUAUGUAACAUGCAUCUUUUCACCGCCUGUGCCUGACUCUCGAACUGCCAGCUUCGCCUCCAACCUGUCCUCUCUCACAGCUAUAUAGCACAUUCACCCACGCUGGGUCGUGACCAUGUAUAAGUGUCUCCUCUGAAGAGGGCCUUGACUAUGGAUGCCGAGCCCAACUGCGCAAUAUGUAGCGCACCACCACAUUCGGGAUGUCUCUGCGAGUCAGAGCGUCUCCAGAUCGCCCUCGACCAGGCCGAGAGCAGGGCAAUGGAUGAUAAACAGGCCUUUAUACGGUAUGCCUUUGUCAACUAGAUCGUUCCGAUCAGGCGACUGAUCGAUGUACAGCGACUGGGUAAUCACCCACGCGCGCCACCACAUCCAACUCGCCUUCCAGCGCCUCACCACAAUCCGCCAGCACGCGCAAACCGCCUACCUCAACUCCCUCCCCCACUACGACGUCUACAUGCGCUUCUCCGGCGCGCCCCCCAUCCACCCCAUGUACAUCCAGCAACUGCAAUCGCAGAUCGCCGAAGCCCACGCCGAGUUCAAGCGCGGCAUCGACCUCGACUGGCGCGCCUCCGUACUGCGCUACCCUGAAGUCCUGGAUUACUUCUACAGCCUUGUCGAGUUGAAGCUGCCUGCCAAGGACCAUCGCAGUGUUAUUGAACCCCCGUUUGCGGCCGCGGGAUAUCAGGACAGAGGGUAUAUGGCGGGUGAGCCGAGUCGAGUGGGUGCAGACAAGAAGACGAUGAAGAAGAGGAGGGAUAGUGCUGGGGCCAUGGGGCAUCCGGGGGUCAGGCUCAUGAGGAUGCAACCUCCUCAGGCCCCGUCGCCGCCGACACAGCAUCCUGGUUAUCCUUCCGGCUACUACAGAUGAUUCGCCAGUGUGGUAGGUAUGAUUUCAUGAUCUCGCAUUUGCUGGCGUUGCUUUGGGUUAUGAAUCUCUUUCUGCACCUGCAUUUGGUAGAUGUUUCCUUACCGUAAGCAUAGCGGGGAGUUCUGUCUUAGCAAGCACGCUUCAUCGUUCAGCGCAGCAAGUCUGCUUCAAUAAAGUCC
This is a messenger RNA of Macroventuria anomochaeta, 1100 nucleotides long. RefSeq lists its product as uncharacterized. The transcript has a single exon. The record is from RefSeq and is a predicted model, not a curated record. NCBI's taxonomy places the organism in Eukaryota, Fungi, Ascomycota, Dothideomycetes, Pleosporales, Didymellaceae. Bases 382 to 921 code for a protein of 179 amino acids.